AUGCAGACGUCCGCGCCUCCGUCGUCGUCGUCCCUCCUCGACGGCGACGGCGCGCGGCGAUGGAUCCCGGACGUGCGAAGGCAGCACCUCGAUCUCACGACCGGGGUGACGUCCCACGGCGGGUACGUCGACGGCGUCGCGACGAUCCACUGCCGGCCGCCGAGCGCGCCGCACGUCGAGGACGCGCGGACGAUCACGCUGCACGCGCACGAGCUGUGCGUGCGACGCGUCGUCAUCGACGGCGCGCCGGGGCGCGUGAUCCGACGCGGGCGGACGAUAGUCGAGCUCGACGGGAGCGAGACCCCCGCGACCGCCCCCGCCGCGGGCGCGGCGAGCGCGUCCUCCGCGGGCGCGUCGAUCCUAGCGGCGGCCGCGGUCGCGGCGCGGAGGGACGCGCGCGACGCGGACGCGGGCGACGGCGACGAGCUCGUCAUCGCGAGGAUGGACGGUGGGGUCAUCGCGCGCGGCGGCGGCGGCGGCGGCGGCGGCGGCGCGGACGCGGACGCUCCCGACGUCGUCGUCGUCGUGUGGUACGCCGCCGGGCCCGCGGUGGGCCGCCCCGGGGGACCGAGAGGGGUGAUACCAUCCGCGCGGGGCGACCUCGCGUCGCCGCCGACGCCGGUGGUUCCGCCGGGAGCGUCGAACCCGGCCACCGUCGACGACGAGAAAGCAGAAGCCGUCGACGACGACGACGACGGCUGGCCGCCCCCCGGCGCCGGCGGCGUCGCGUCCUACGUCGACCCCGACGAGGACGGCCUGCGAUACGUCGUCACCCCCGGCCCCGCGCUUCGCCCGGCGGCGUGGUUCCCGUGCGUGGACGACCCGUCGCGGUUGGUGCACUUUAGCGUCGCGGUCGCGUGCGACGACGACGUCGUCGCCGUCGCCCCCGGGGUGCUCACGAAGCGCGAACGCAUCGAACGGCGCGGGUACCACUUCCCGAGCGACGAAGAGGAGGCGGACGAGGAAGCGAACGGCGUGACGAAGCUCCGACGGUUCGUCUUCGCGAGCGGCGGCGUCCCCGUGCAAGCGCAUCAGAUGACGAUCGCGGUCGGGACCUUCGCGCGGAAAAAAGUCCCCGCGUCGGCGGCGCACGUCGCCUCGGCGGGGUUCGCCUUCGCCGCGGUCGCCGCCGCGGAGGAGGAAGUCGAGAAGGAAGAAGAGAUCAAGAAGAGAGGCAUCUCGGCCGCCCAGGACCAGGACGACGACGAGAAAGAGAACGACGCCGGGAAAGCGACCGCGCACUCGAACACGCACUCGCUCCUCGCGCCGCCGGCUUUCGACGCGGAGCUUCGAUCGGCGGCGUCCGCGACGACCGCGGUGCUCGCGUCGUUCGAGGAAUACCUCGGGCGCCCGUUCCCGUACCCCGGCGGACUCGCGUUCGCGUUCGUCCCCCCCGAGUGCAUGCCCAACGCCGGCGUCGCGUUCGUCGGCGCGGGAGUGACGAUCAUGACCACGGACGCGCUCGGACAUCCGCUCAGCGCGACGGACCUCGCGGCGUCGAGGACGGCGCUCGCGGAGUGCGCCGCGCGGCAGCUCUUCGGGGGUUUCUUGGAGCCUCGGGAGGACACCGACGCGUGGCUCGCGGAAGCGCUCGCCGCGCACCUCGCGGGGAAGUGCUACGUGUCGACGCUCAUGGGCGCGGACGAGAUGCGGUACAGGAGAGCGAAGGAGCUCGAGGCGAUUCUUCGCGCGGAUGACGGAUGCGCGAUGCCGCCGAUAAGUUCGAAAGAAGCGCGCGUGUGGCGCGGGGGACGGCACGCCGGCGGCGCGUCCGCGGCGGAGAUGCGCGCGAGGAAAGAAGCGGGCCUUCGCGCGGAGCGCGCGAAGACAGGAGGGGGUAAGGCGGCCGAAGGGGAGGAGGACGUCCUUUCCGCCGUCGAGCGGGACGCGCCGCCGGCGUCGAAAGCGGCGCGACCGCUCCCGCCGGACGUCGACCGGCUCGUGCGGUCGAAGGCGAUCGCGGUGAUCGGGAUGCUCGAGCGGAGGCUCGGGGACGAGGGUCUUCGAAAGGUCAUGAGGAAGCUCGCGUCGUUGCAGUGCAAGGCGAUCGGCGCGGAGGCGCUGCAAGAGACGGCGGCGGCUGCGGCGAAGGCGGCGAAGGCGGCGCGGGAAAAAGCCACCGCGGCGGCUGCCGCCGCGCGCGCGACCGAGAGCACGGACGAGGCUGCGACCGCGGCGCUCGCGGAGAAGGCGACCGCGGCGGCGAAGGAGCAGCUGCAGAAGGAUCACGAGGAAGCCGCGGCGUACCACGCGCUCGCGGAGUCCCCCGCGCGGUUCUUGCGUCAGAGCGUGUUUCUCACGUCGUGCCGCCAAAACGCGACAAUGACGAAGCAAGAGAUGGCCGCGUUCACCGCGCGGUGGAUCGAAGGCUGCGGGUGCCCGCGACUCACGGUCGGGUACACGUUCCGUAAAUCGCGCCGGCAGGAGCUCCUGUUCGCGAUCAAGCUCGACGGCUGCCGCGCCGCGGCGGCGGCGGACAAGAUUGCGUUUCGAAAAAACCCGAAAAUCUCCGUCACCGUGCGCGUGCAAGAGACGGACUUGCCGCCGUCCGAUCACGCCGUCUCCCUCAGCGCGCACGACCGCGCGUACUGCUUGAUGCCGCUGCAGCUCGUCACGAAGCCGAAGGACCGACGCACGAUCGCGCGGCAGCAGCAGGCGGCGCUGGAUCGUCAAGCGCGCGCGCGCGAGACGGGGAAUCAAAACCCAGACGACCUCGACGCCGCCGCCGCCGCGGAAGUGCUCCAGUGGGAAUGCCCGGUGAACUGGGUCCGGAUCGACCCGGAGGGGGAAUGGCUCGCGGAAGUUCGAGUCCCGAUCGAGCAGAUCGGUCUCGAGGGGAUGAUCACCGCGCAGUUGAGGAAGGAACGCCCCGCGGACGUCGGCGCGCAACUCCACGCCAUCGCCUACUUACGCGCGCGCGCGGAGGCGGGGUCCACGUCCGCGGUGAACGCGCUGCUGCACUGCGUCGAGGACGCGAAGACGUUCUGCCGCGUCCGCGCGGACGCGGCCAAGGCGUUGGGCGCGUGCGCGUGCGACGACACGCAGCGAUCGAACCUCGCGAUGACGUCCGUGAUGCGGACGUACCGGAAACGCCGAUGCGACCCGGAGACCGGCCUCCCCGCGCCGACGGAUCUUCGAAACUACGCGGACGCGCUCGUGGACGAGGGGCUCGUCGCCGCGCUCGGCCUGCCGCGCGUCCCCGCGAGAGAAGCCGCCGCGAACGACAUGGUGGACUACACCACCCCGAGCGAGUGCGUCGAUUUGCUCGUCGACAUGCUGAACAACCUCGAGAGCGACGGGGACCCGCACGACAUGUCGUCGCUCGUCGCGACCGCUCUGCGCGCGCUCGGCGCGGCGUCGCUGGAAAAGACGGACGCGCUCCAGAGCUCGUUGGACGCCAUCUCGAGGUGGCUGACGAAGGACGUCAACAUCUGCGGCGUCGGCGGGCGGACGCACGCGGGCGGACGCCGCGUCACGACGGCGGCGUUGGAGGCGCUGAGAGCCGUCGCGACGCGCCUGCCGUCGCUCGCGCGCGUCGUCGCCGUCGAACGCGACGCGAGAGCCGACGCGAGAGCCGCGUCGAAGAAGACGCUGAGGGACGCGGCGAGCCUUCGCCGCGGGGUGUCCGCCGCGCUCGCGCGGUGCCAGGAGGCGAUCGACGCCGCGUCGAAGGACGCUUGCCAGGCGGUGCGAAGAGCCGGUGCCGCGCUCGCGUUCGACGUCGAGAUGAAGCACGGCGGCGUCGCCGGCGCCGCGCGCGCGCUCGCGAACAGCGUGCUGCGGUGUAAGGUGGAGCACGGCGCCGCCGCGAAAGCGACGUUGCUGUGGGACGCGCGCGCGCGGAUGGUGGACAUCGAGACCGCCGCGAAGGUGUUCGCGCUGUUAGAGGCGGAGGGUCCCGCGGCGGCGUCGCGCGUCGAGGCGGCGACCGCGAACGCUCCCGCGCCCAUGGACGCCGACGGCGACGUUGACGUCGCGGCGGCGCCGACGAUGCCGCCGGGCGUGUCGGGAGAGGACGAGGUGAUCGCGGACGGGUAUCAUCUUCUGAGAUGGUCGCUGUCGUCGCUCAAUCGAGCGGCGCGGCGCGGCGGCGCGGAGGUGGCCGCCGCCGCGACGGCGUUGCUCCAUGUCGUCGCCGGGCGCGACGGGCGCGCGGACGAGAAGGACGCGUUGGGGUAUAAACUUCGCGAGGAAGAGGUCAACGCGACGCUCGCGGGGAUGGGGGACGCCGGCGGUCCUUCCGCGGUGGCCGCGGGCGGCGGUGACGCCGUCGACGCGGAGGAGGAAAAGGAGCGGGCGGAGCGAAAGCUGCGGAAAGCGCAGCGCGCGCGCGAAAAAGCGGAGAAGGAAGAACGCCGCGCGACGAAGCGCAAGGCGAAGGAAGCGCGCCACGCGGCGAGAGCCGCGGAGGAAGCCGCGGAGCGCGCGGCGCAGGGGCUCCCGCCGCGCGGUCAGGGCGCCGCGGAGGAUUCCGAGGCGCUGGACGACUCGCAGAUGCCGGAGCCGAGCGGCGUGUCCAAGGGCGUCAGCGACGGCGGCACCGUCAUCACGGGCGCGACCGGGUUGACCGGGACGGGGACCGGCGCGGCGACCGGGACUGGGACGGGGACUGGAGCGGCGACGGGGACGACGUCCGCGAUGACCGGCGGCGCCUCGGAGGACGCCGCGGCGGUGACGAAGCCGGAGCCCGGGGUGGAGGCGUCCGCGUUGUCUACGGAGGCGCCUCCCGUCUCCGAGGCGGCGGUCGCGGCGCCGGCGGCGGCGCCGGUCGUCGCGCCGGUCGCCCCCGACGCCCCCGUCGCUCCUUCUGAGCCUCCCUCCCAGGCGGUCGGGGAGAAGCGCGCGCGGUCUCCCGACGCGGUCGCGCCCGCGGCGACGACGCCGCUCCCGGAGCAACCGGCGAAGAAGCCGCGUCUGACGUUUUCGUUUGGCGCGAAAAAAGUCGCGGCGGCGGAGCCCGCGCCCGCGCCCGCGCCCGUUCCUCCCGCCGAGGCCGACCCCGCGGAGAAGAAGGUCAAGAAGGAGAAGAAAGAGAAGAAAGAGAAGAAAGAGAAGAAGGAGAAGAAGGAGAAGAAGGAGAAGACCGAGGCGUGAUGACGACGGUCAUGUUCCGCGCUCUUUUUUCAGUCUCUGUCGCGUGUCAUCAGACAAAAGUAGCCACAC
Messenger RNA from Micromonas pusilla CCMP1545, 5163 nucleotides. RefSeq lists its product as uncharacterized. Lineage: Eukaryota; Viridiplantae; Chlorophyta; Mamiellophyceae; Mamiellales; Mamiellaceae. Gene Ontology annotation, molecular function: chromatin binding; transcription cis-regulatory region binding; RNA polymerase II general transcription initiation factor activity. The transcript has a single exon. The record is from RefSeq and is a predicted model, not a curated record. Gene Ontology annotation, biological process: transcription initiation at RNA polymerase II promoter. Gene Ontology annotation, cellular component: transcription factor TFIID complex. Bases 1 to 5094 code for a protein of 1697 amino acids.